Vigna umbellata (rice bean) is the source of this 2190-nucleotide messenger RNA. Its product is annotated as protein ENDOSPERM DEFECTIVE 1-like. Gene Ontology annotation, cellular component: cytoplasm; nuclear microtubule. The record is from RefSeq and is a predicted model, not a curated record. Gene Ontology annotation, biological process: spindle assembly. NCBI's taxonomy places the organism in Eukaryota, Viridiplantae, Streptophyta, Magnoliopsida, Fabales, Fabaceae. Gene Ontology annotation, molecular function: microtubule binding.
UAUGUUUGACGAGAAACAAGUGGCAUUAUUUAUUACCCAUUCCGAAACAACACGCAACAAAAACUAACAUUAAAAAGAAAAAAAACUCUUUAUCGAAAUUUGAAAUUAGAACCGUUACAACGUAAACACACAUCCCCAACGGCUACUUCUCCUUCCAUUCCAACCCAAACCCUUCCAUCUUCUCCCCUAAUCACUCAAAACUUCCGCACAUCUCUUUCACACCCACCACUGUUCCCUCCCAUAACUAUCCACUUUCAUCCAUUUGGGGUUUCGAUGGUGCAGGUUCAGAUCAUGCAAGAGGACAACUCCGAUCUCACCGCCCCUCCGCCGCCUCCUCCACCCCCCAACCAGCGGCGGCCGAGGGUCCGAGAGGUCAGCUCCCGGUUCAUGUCCCCCGCCGUGCAGCGCCGUCCCCGGAUGGAGCCCGAUCCCUGCGUCGACGAGAACUCCGAAACCCCAUUUCCAAUGGGAUGUUCUGUCUCUCAGAGAAAACAACCACAACGUUCCAUGAAGCUUUUCAAAGAGAACAACAACGGACACGAACAGGUUCCGCCACACCCUUCAAAAUCGUGUUCUGGCAGAAUCGGCAGCGGCAAUUCUACACCUUGUGUUCCUAGGCCUGGCACUCCCACUCCCUCGGUUUACGUGUCUUCAAGGUAUAGACUCUCACAACAACACCAUAGUAACCAUCACCAUCAUAGGUUUGCAAAUGGCAUGGCUUCAGCUGCUGAGAAAUUGAUGCAAGCCAGUGGGUUGAAUCAGGUCAAGCCUAAUGCUGCUUGCUCCAGUGAUGAUUCUGGGGUGAACUGCAGUGUUCAGUCACUUCCUGAAUUGGGGGAUAGGGAUUUGUUGCUUCAGUCCAAUUUAUCUGUGGGUGAGAUAAUUGGGGGUAGUAAUGGCGGGGAUUUGAAAUUUCGCCACCCUUCGCCAUUGUCCCGGUCGGUUAAUUUACCUUCUUCUGGAACUGAGAAGCAGCCUCCUUCUUCAGUCUCCAAGCAGCAUGGGAAUGGAAAUCAGUUAGCUAAGUCAGGGGGGCUUAGUUUGCCUCCUGUCCCGCCUCAGAGUUUAAAGCCAGCAGUGGAUGUGAGGAGAGGGAAGAAAGGGUCUGGUCAUCAGGAAGAUGUACAUUCCCUUAGAUUGUUAUAUAAUCGUUAUUUGCAAUGGAGAUUUGCCAAUGCAAAAGGGCACACCACUAUGAAGGCUCAGCAAGUAGAAAGCCAGAAAGCACUAUAUUCUCAAGCAAUGAAAAUAUCAGAAAUGCGUGAGUCUGUAAACAAGAAACGCAUAGAACUGGAUUUUUUGCGGAGAUCAAAGACUUUGACAAGUAUUAUUGAAGCUCAAAUUCCAUAUCUAGAUGAGUGGUCGACUAUGACGGAAGAAUAUUCAGUCUCGAUUACUGAAGCAAUUCAGGCUUUAGUGAAUACCUCAGUGCAACUUCCAGUUGGUGGGCAUGUUAGAGUUGAUGCAAGAGAGGUGGGGGAUGCUCUUAAUUCAGCAUUGAAGAUGUUGGAAACAAUGAUUUCCAACAUCCAAAGAUUCGUGCCCAAGGCAGAAGAACUAGAUAGUUCUAUUUCAGAAUUAGCCAGAAUUGCUGGAGGGGAAAGAGCACUUGUUGGAGAAUGUGGAGAUUUAUUGUCAAAGACAUACAAAUCACAGGUGGAGGAGUGCUGCUUAAGGAGUCAACAGAUCCAAAUGCAUUCAUUUUUCCUUGAGAAUAAGAACAAAAGAAUAACAACCAAGAACUGAUAACACAAUUGAAAGUUAGUUGUGGAAGUCCUACCCACAUCUAAUGUUGAUAGCUGAUGAAGGAGCAUCAACAGUACAAGACCUGCGGAUUCAUAUAUGUGUACACAUUCUUUUUCCAUUAGUUGAGAAAGGGGGAAGAAAGGAACAUGAUCAUACGUAAAAUUUGUUUUCUCAAGAAGUUCCACAACCAUUGUAUUCUUAUCAAUGUAAGUCUCAGGCUUUCAGCCUAGUCACCAUCUCUUCCCCAUUUCACACUCAUAGGAUGCCCCAAUAAUAGUAAUAGGACACUUUGUCCUUGAAUGAAUGGAAUGAAAUGUUUGCAGAGUGGUGUUAUUUCCUUUUUGCAGCUAAAACCACAUUCAUUCAUACACACAUGAUGUUGGAAACCUUGUACUAUAUAAUUAGUAUGAUGAUUACAAAACUGACAUUAAUUACAAGUUCUAA